Messenger RNA from Alternaria atra, 876 nucleotides. RefSeq lists its product as uncharacterized. The record is from RefSeq and is a predicted model, not a curated record. The transcript is spliced from 7 exons. The coding region runs from base 1 to 876 and encodes 291 amino acids. NCBI's taxonomy places the organism in Eukaryota, Fungi, Ascomycota, Dothideomycetes, Pleosporales, Pleosporaceae.
AUGGCGAGCCAGUCGGGACCUAAUCUGAAUCCUGUCUUCUUCGGUGGCAUCGAAGUCGAUAUCAGCCAGUUCGAUUUCAGCGACCAUUCAUCACGACUUGGUAGUGUUACAAUAACUUGCACCAUCUUCAUCGUCCUGGUUGUCUUGACUGUCAGUCUACGGAUCUUCUCUAGAGCAAAAUAUGUCCGACAUAUCUUUGUAGACGAUGUUCUCAUCAUCUUCGCUGCAGUCUUUACGCUCGCUCUAGCGGGAAUGUGUAUUGCAGCGACUCGACACGGUCUAGGUCAACAUAUUUGGCUUUUGCCUGUAUUGACGCUUUUUGACACGCUGAAGAACUGUAUACUGUAUCUCUUCUUCUGCCAGGUGUUGUACUGUUUCGCUAUUGCGUUGACGAAGAUCGCCAUCAUAUCACAGUACCUUCGCUUCAUCCCCGACAAAUCGUUUCGCGCGACAAUGUACGCGAUAUCUGUGAUCAUCGUAGGUCUAUGGAUUACGGGAGUUUUUGUCACUAUCUUCCAGUGUCGUCCUGUUCAGGGAGCAUGGAACUUCACUAUUGAACCAGUGUGCGUAGACUACGUUACCUAUCUCUACGCCAGCUCCGCCGUCAAUGUUGCAACGGAUGUCCUCCUCUUUGUGCUACCCUUGCCCCACCUCUGGAAGUUGAAUCUACCGAAAAAGCAACGAAUCAUCCUCUGUGUGCUACUGGGAGGAGGUGCAAGCGCAUGCAUUGUAGGCAUUGUCCGCAUCGCUUAUCUACAUCAGCUACGCGUCUUGGAUAUUACCUCACGUAAAGAACCAUUCGUCGUGUCGACCAGCCGCGAGACUUUCAUCAAUGUCACCCAUUCUGCUCAGGGACACCAGCUAACAAGCAUCUAG